Messenger RNA from Varroa destructor (honeybee mite), 2754 nucleotides. Its product is annotated as actin-binding Rho-activating protein-like. The record is from RefSeq and is a predicted model, not a curated record. Gene Ontology annotation, cellular component: sarcomere. Lineage: Eukaryota; Metazoa; Arthropoda; Arachnida; Mesostigmata; Varroidae. Gene Ontology annotation, biological process: positive regulation of transcription by RNA polymerase II; positive regulation of Rho protein signal transduction. Gene Ontology annotation, molecular function: actin binding.
UGUAAACCUUAAAAACCUCGGCCGUACAGCUGUAAGGCUCUCUUAGGCGUCUUUCGCAGCCUGUCUUGGCCCUCGCGAUGAAGGCGACACUGCUGCCACUACCGAUAGUUCUACUAAUACAGUCUGCAGCGUUGUGAGCUCCGUAUCGUCACAAGGAAGGCCGUGAGUCAGCGAAGAGGUGCGUCGUUUUGAACUGGCACUUUACGCAGACGACCUCUGCGGUUUGAAAAAACGGAAAGUGCUGUUGCAGACUAUUGCUUAGGCCAGUAUAAACAAGGUUAGUGUCAUAGUAUGUGUACUGUUGGUUAGGAAAUUCGUCUGGCACCCGCCGAGCUCGCAAACGCUGUAUCAUCAUCACUUUCGUAUCAAUUUUGGUCGUAUUGGCAUGUAGUUGUGCCAGCGGCGCUGCUGUUCGUACAUCCUGUUAGAAACGUGAACUAUAAAAUAGGACAUAGAAGGAAGUGCCCUCUUGUUAGGUGCGGAGGUGUAUCUCCUAGAAAAAAAAAAAGAACCUAUCUUUUAGAAGAGCUCUGUACGUGGCUGUCGAUGGUGGCUGUAUUUCCAUCGGAUAGCAUUGUCCUACAACCCGGUGGCCAUACAUCUAUGCCCGAAAGGGGAGCUGACUCGUGAAUCUAUUGCAAAAAUUUUAAGUUUUGUGGCCACAAAAGACAUUCGUAAGUUGGUUGAACUUGUCAAGUGGAAGCCUCUUGAAAAGUUGAGCUGGAUAAGAUGAGUGUGGUUAAAUGCGACGUCGAUGGACAGGGCAUGCUCCAUGGACACGAUACGGGAACUACCCCAACGAGAGUGAUCGAUUCCCGGAUGAAUCUUAAAGGCAAAGUUGCCAUGUGGCAACAGAAGGCAGAUCAACACGCCGAAAAGCAAAAGUACAACUUCUUCAGUGAAAGAAAUGGCUGCGGAGUUAAAAGGGUAAUUGACAAAAAUGAUCCGAACUAUGGACGUCCAGAGGCUGGCUCUAAAACAGAUCUUCGAGGCCAAAAGGCACAACGCGAGAUCCUUAAGGAGAUCCGCGAACUGUGCGAAAUCAUUGACGAAGUCGGAUACCAUAAAAAGGACGGAACUGUCAUAAUCGCUUUUGGACAACUCUUUGAUCUCUACACUGUAAUCUCCGAUAAGCUAGUGGGCAGUCUUCUCCGCGCACGCAAGAAAGGCCUUGUGGACUUCGAAGGCGAAAUGCUAUACCAGAGGCGAGAUGACAAUGUGCCCAUCACACUGCUAAAAACCAUGGAAGAAGUGAAUCGGUACUUCGGUUAUGAUGGACCCCGCGUUUUCCAUUUUCGACAAGACGAAGAUUAAAGGACGCAAUGGAGUGCUUUUCAAUAGAUGCCAACCACUGAUUUAACAGCCACACACAAGGCUGUUUAGCUUAAAACAGAACACGCUUUUUCGAAUAUAUACAUGAUAUUUUAGAGCACGCACAGUAUACUAUAUUAGCUGCGUAGAAUCUUCCCCAGAAGAGGCCUUCUUCUGCCGCCUUUAAUAUGCUUUGCUUGUUCAUAAUCGAAUUUAAAGAAAACUGGAAAAGAUUUGUUUGAAACAUGAAAAACAUAAGAUUGCUACUUAUUUGACAACUAAGGUUUGUCUUCGUUGAAAACACAUGGUGAAGAACAUACCUCACAGAAAAGGAAGACAGCGACGUUACUGGUCGUUUGCUUUCCCUAGCUUGACUUGAGACAAUUUUUCCGUGUACCACUUUGACACGGUUGUAUUUUUUUUACCCAUGGUAAGCUACAUUCAAGUUACUGUUCUGCUGCUAUAGGUUUAAGUAACUUGCUUAAAUUGGACCUUAUAAUUGUCGACCAGGUGUACAAUAAUACGCAUCCUUUCAGUGCUGUAUACGCUAGUAUACGCUGAAGGCAUUUAUUGUCAAAUGUAUAAAGGCAUAUUUAUAUAUGACAGAAAUGUACUUGAAUAAUAAGCCGCUAUAAUUAGUUAACUACAGAUAGAUACUAAUAUUUGCUUGUCAUUGUACAUGCAUUGCAGCAUGACGACUCUUGACUGGAAUCAUGAUUGCAGAGCUUUAGUUAGCUCUUAGUGCGCGUCAGUAUGCAAGAACAUUAAAUGUUACAUUAAAGACUUCGCGAAAAACUAAUAUUUAGCCACAUAUAAUCACGAAUUGCAAAUAUAUACUCUGUGAAGGAAAACGACUUACAAUAAUUGAAUCGUACUUAUAUUCUUUUAAAAAUAAUGGAUCAUCUCGUUUUUUAAAUCAAAAAUAGACUUUGUCAAGUGUCAGAUGUUAUAAAUUAAUAAUAAUUAUUAGCUCGAACAGAACAGCCUAGAACUACAAGUUCUAAAUGUCAAUAAUACUGCCUCUAGUAACCUAUUUUAUAAGUUUGGUUUUUCUGCUUUAUGCUAAACGCCAGACGGUUACGACAUUUAUAUUAAGACGUGCGCUCACUAUCGUAAAUUCAGGCAAAGUUGAUGACGAGUGGCUAGUGCCAGCACCUACCAGUCUAUUUGCACGUAUUAGAAUGCUAGUCGUCACUUGGAUCAUAGUGAUACAAGAUCUUGGCCGCGCCAUUGCGAGAACGUCUGUUAUUAUACGACUUGAAUGCUACACAUGAGGCACUGUGCUGGCCUACAUCAGUCGGCAAUUUGAGUCAACCGAGCCGCUUCCAAUUUUUGAAACUACUCGUGCCUGUACAUAUUCAAUAGGCCCAUUUAAGGCGCAUGCAUAAUUCCUGCCUAUAAUUUUUAAGAAGUGAAUAAAGCAUUCUAUCAAAAUAGCAACGG